This is a messenger RNA of Protobothrops mucrosquamatus (brown spotted pit viper), 390 nucleotides long. RefSeq names its product DLA class II histocompatibility antigen, DR-1 beta chain-like. Gene Ontology annotation, cellular component: MHC class II protein complex. The record is from RefSeq and is a predicted model, not a curated record. The transcript is spliced from 2 exons. The annotation marks the transcript as partial. Gene Ontology annotation, molecular function: MHC class II protein complex binding. NCBI's taxonomy places the organism in Eukaryota, Metazoa, Chordata, Lepidosauria, Squamata, Viperidae. Gene Ontology annotation, biological process: antigen processing and presentation of exogenous peptide antigen via MHC class II; peptide antigen assembly with MHC class II protein complex; immunoglobulin production involved in immunoglobulin-mediated immune response.
ACCGUCUCCAUCUCCCCCACCAAGCUGGAUCCUGCUUCCCCCAACAUCCUCCUCCUCUGCACCGCGAGGGGCUUCUACCCCGUGGAGAUCGAGAUCCGGUGGCUGAAGAACAGGCAGCCGGAGGAGGAGGGCGUGGCCUUCGGGGAGGAGCUCCAGAACGGAGACUGGACCUACCAGCUCCAGGUGAUGCUGGAGACCCAGCCCCAGCGGGGGGAUGUCUACGCCUGCCAGGUGGAGCAUGCCAGCCUGGAGGCCCCAAUCACCGUCCAAUGGGAGCCCCGAUCCUCCAACUCUGCCAAGAGCAAACUCUGGACGGGGAUUGUGGCAGCCGUGAUCGGGGUGAUCUUCUUUGCCAUGGGGCUCUUCCUCUACCUGAAGAGCAAGACAGGU